AUGAAAGAAAAUAAUUACUCUGCGCAAUCCGAACACCAACAGGGUCCAACUACUAGCUCAAUUAAACCCACUAAAAAAUGUAUGGUUUGUGAUACUGCGUGCUCUUAUCAUUAUUAUGGCGUACAGAGUUGUGAAGGAUGUAAGCAGUUCUUCCGUAGAUCAGUCGUAAAACAGAAAAUUUUCCAUUGUUGGAAAGAUAAACAAUGUGAUAUAACGAAAGCUAAUCGCUGCAGAGGAUGCCGGCUUGAUAGGUGCCUGUUAGUUGGCAUGGAUCCUUUGCUAAUUAAUGCUGAAAGCACCCAAUCGCUCGAUUUAUUUAUUGAAACGCUAGAAAAUCGUCGUACUAAGUUGUUGAGCAUGCAUGGCGUCUGUCAAUCAUCGAGCAAUUUAAAUGCUGAAGGUGCUUCUGAUAGUGGAUUAAUGAAUACACUUCACUUUCUCGGAAAAUGCCAUUAUAGAAUAUGGGCAUCUAACACUCCAUUUAACUUUGCUAGUUUAAAUUCAUCGUCAAAUAUUCAAAACUAUCUAGAAGAUCCCAAUCAUAUUUUAGCAAAAGCCGACGAAUUUUCGGAUAAUAUGCCAUCGUUUUGGAAUUCGGAAAGGUUUCGUGCUGAAGUAGAAGUGUUUGGGUUCUCUUCUCCAAAACAUAUAAAAAUUAUUACCAAAGACCAUUUUCUGGCUAUGGAAUUUGCUAAAGUGGUGCUAAGUUUCAAUAAACUCGAUAUUGACGACCAAGCAUUAAUAAUAAAAGAUUUAAUUGAGCCAAUCUUUAUGUUCUUCAAUAGUUUUUACGCUAGCUGCAUGAAUGCUGCUCAAUGGACAACUUCUGAGGGGUUGACGUUAGGAACGAUGUUAACGACUAAAUCUUUAAUUAAUGAUGAGAAAAUUCAAAAGUUUCGUCAACAGUUGGUCUUUCAAUCUGUUCAAGCUUUUGCAGAUUUAGAUCUUGCCCCAGAAGAAUUUCUCUUAUUGCUUGCUAUUCUUAUCUCAAGUUCAACAGUAGAUGGGUUGUCGGCAAAAUCGCGUGAAAUAAUAUAUAAUAAUUCUGUACACUAUUCCAAACUACUUUUUACAAUAUUGCAAACAAAAUAUGGUGUCAAUGCAAUUAAGAGAUAUGUACCUGUAAUGCAACUUGUAGCUAAGGCACACAAACUAAAGUAUAUAUCAAAGACUCUUGGCACUUAUAUUGAAGUAUUUAUUUUACAUGGAAAAGAUGCUAUAUGUCAAACUAUACCAAAAACCGUCUUGAUGUUUAUGGAAUAG
Messenger RNA from Meloidogyne enterolobii, 1263 nucleotides. The record is from the annotation of a GenBank genome assembly. NCBI's taxonomy places the organism in Eukaryota, Metazoa, Nematoda, Chromadorea, Rhabditida, Meloidogynidae.